CGCGUCACCUCCAAUAGUGUAUCCGUUAAAAAAAAACGGUUAUAUAGCGACCACAAGCGGCUAUUCCGGCUAGGCUACUACGAAGGAUGCUCUUAUCUGCUGAGACGCAUGCAUUGGACACCUGCAUGACGAAACUACUAUUUCGGAAAGAAGUAACCUGCAAACUGCCAAACCUCGGUUUGUAGUGUUAAAAUAUCUAGAAGUAAAAGGUUUUUCAAGACGUAGAGACUAGAGAUGUCCUCUGUGUGGCAACAGGAGCCGAUAGUGUACUCCCCCAGUGUAGAGAUCGAUUCCAGCACCGUGAGGAGGAAGGCCCGGGUGGGUUCCUCACAGCACUGGCUAAAGCAGGAGCAUGACCUGGAAGUUGUCAAGUGGGAGAGCAUGACCUCUGGGGCAACUAGCGAUGUGGAGCAGGACAACACACCCAGCAGUGCUGUAUCCACGGCCUCCCAGCCUGAGGGCAGCCUGCCUCCCCGGGUCAUGCUGACCAUCACCAAGCUGCAGUGCAUGCUGGAAGGUAAACAGGAGCGCAUUGCUGCCCUGGAGAGACAGGUGGAGGACCUGCAGCAGGACAGGAAGUUCCUCAGGAGCCAGAUUGAGAACCUGACCAGCCAGCGCUCUGUCCCAACCUUCACUACCACCGCCACUUCAGCCGCUGAAGCACCUAAAGCGGGGAAGUCACUGUAUUCCGAACCCAAACCCCGGAAGAGAGAGAGGGUUGCAUCAUCCAGCUCUUCCUUCAGUAAUGAAAGUGGCUCAGAAAUGUCUGUCUCCACCGUUAUGUCCGGAGCCUCGAGCGACCACAAGAAGCGGAGACACCACAAGGACAGGAGGAGAGGAAAGAAAGGGAAAGACUACAGCAGGAAGAGAGCCACUGGCGUCCAGUACGUGAUCCACCGCUACAAACAAGUCCUCUCGGCCUUCAUUAAGAAGAAGAGCAUGAGUGGCGCUUUCCGUCACUACGGCAUCGACAGGAACACCAUUGCCAACACGGCGUCCAUCGCUGAGCUCUACCUGGCAGCCAAGGAAACCCUGCCGCUGGUGGGAAUGUUCCGCCCGCGAGAGGAGACCCUGGUGAGCUACGCCCAGAAGUGUGCCCUAGUCAUUGAGACUGACGUGGCGUUAGCCAGGAAGAUUGAGCAGAUGAAAGCCACAGGGGAGCUCCUGCCCAUCACUGUGAAAAAGGCUAGGGUCAUGCACUCUGCUCAUCAACAGCUAGGGGGCACUGCCGAGAGCCUGUUAAUGGGCUGAUGAUGUAGCUAGGGGCCUUUGAGGGGUGAGUUGGACUGGAAGUGAAUAACAAUUGUUUGACAGAUUGGAGACAUAUUUCAUUUAAAAUUGGGGUCCUAGGUUGAUAUAAUCACAUGAGAAGGAUUUCUCUGCCUCUCUUUAUUUAUUGCAAUGUAACUAUUAGUGUAUCUAGAAUGCCUUCUUUAAAAGUAAUGAUGGUACUGAACAGACACGGUAGCAGCUAGCCAUAGCCACAGAAUGGGUUUUCCCUGUAGCAUACAUGACUUACACCAGUAGAAGUAGUGACUUUUGUUUGACAGUGUUUUUCCCUGGAAGUAUCCCUCUAUAUUUGACUUAAUGUUGAUAAUAACUCAUCUGAAGAUUCCAUAUUGCUGCCCUUUCCCUUGCAGACCCAAGGAGAAAUAGACAGUAAACUCAUUGUGAUGGUCAGAAAUGACACAUAGCUGAAUGGUUAUCUUCCACGGAGACUAGAAAUAUGUGAUGAGAAACAUCCACCAGAUGGCACUGCACUCACUUCAAUGGAUGUUUACACCACUACUUCUGUAAUCCUGAGUACAUUUUCCAGGAGUAUUUUUACAAAAUGGUGGACACUAUGUCUGCUUCCAGAGAGCACUUUGAUAUUAUUUUAUUUCUUGCACCUAAGUAUUUAUUUGGUUUGAUAUUUUGAAAACCACACAGUUGGUAUGUGUAUACUGAUGCAUUUGGAACAUGCUGCCAUUUUUAGGGCUGUGAUUUACACAUUGACUUAGUAAAAUAUUGCGGUUUUUAUGUGUUUUAACUCACAACCUUCAGAAUUUAGGAGAAUAAAAUAGAAUACCUGCUAUUAAUUGAUGGUGUGAACAAGCGUUGAACUACUGCUCGUCCUACCUAGGGAUGGGAUAUCCAAUGUACUGUUGUGAAUUAUAAUUGCUAAUAUGGACAAUUCUUCUGUUGACACUGGGCUAUAUUCACUUUUUGUUCCAAGUUUGUUCACUUAUCUCUCAAACUAUGAUUCUUCAAAACAUAUUUUACUUCUUUGAAUGGUUUGAGAAAUAAAGCUUUUAGCAAUA
Molecule: messenger RNA, 2300 nt
Organism: Oncorhynchus keta (chum salmon)
Lineage: Eukaryota; Metazoa; Chordata; Actinopteri; Salmoniformes; Salmonidae
Exons: 5
Coding region: 235-1251 (338 amino acids)
Cellular component (GO): nucleoplasm
Source: RefSeq, a predicted model, not a curated record